CGGGCGGCCGCGGGGCGAAAGCGGGAGGGGGCGCUGCGGGCCGAGCGGGCGCGGCGCGGAGGAAGGGCCGUCUUGCCGCCGCCUCGGCUGCGCCAGGGGCCGCAAUGUCGUCCCGGCCGCGGCGCGACGACGCGGGGGCCGCGGGCGCACGGCGGCAGCGGGAGCCGCCGGAGCAGGAGCUGCAGCGGCGCCGGGAGCAGAAGCGGCGGCGGCACGACGCGCAGCAGCUGCAGCAGCUCCAGCACCUGGAGUCCUUCUAUGAAAAACCUCCUCCUGGGCUUAUCAAGGAAGAUGAGACGAAGCCAGAAGACUGUAUACCAGAUGUGCCAGGCAAUGAACAUGCCAGGGAGUUUCUGGCUCAUGCACCAACUAAAGGCCUUUGGAUGCCACUGGGGAAGGAAGUCAAAGUUAUGCAGUGUUGGCGUUGUAAACGGUAUGGUCACCGAACAGGUGACAAAGAAUGUCCUUUCUUCAUCAAAGGCAACCAAAAGUUAGAACAGUUCAGAGUAGCACAUGAAGAUCCUAUGUAUGACAUCAUAAGAGAGAAUAAAAGACAUGAAAAGGAUAUAAGGAUACAACAGUUAAAACAGUUACUGGAGGAUUCUACCUCAGAUGAAGAUGCGAGCAGCUCCAGUUCCUCAGAAUGCAAAGAAAAACUUAAGAAAAAGAAGAAGAAAGAAAAGCAAAAGAAAAGGAAGAAAGAAAAGAAAAAGAAGAAAAAACGGAAGCAUAAGUCUUGCAAGUCAAAUGAGAGUUCGGACUCAGACUGAUAGGACUUGACUUGUGUGGCAUUCUCAUCUCAGCAAUCAAACACUGUGGCCAAAGAGCAGAGGCAUGGGGGUCGGAGAAGAAAAGGAGGGACGCGCUGAGGACCUUUGGUGUGGGCCUGUGAGCUCUCACGUCUUCCAGCACAGAUGUGACCCACAGGGGAGGGAGGGAUCCUCCCAGGUGCCGGCUGUGCACAGGGGCUGAUUUCAGGCAGGAGCGCCUUCGUCAGUGUCCUCCUGCCUGCUCAUCUGCAGCUUGUGAUUCCUUUGGAACGGCGCUGCCAAGGGUGGCUGGACAAAGGGAGUCUCUGGGGAGUUCCAGGCGCUGCCACAGCCAUCACCCUCCUGACAGGCGGCUUGACUUCACUCCCAGACUUCAGCUUGGCCUUAUCUCUUGUUAAAGGUAAUAAAGGUUAGAGGUAAUAAAA
Messenger RNA from Manis javanica (Malayan pangolin), 1195 nucleotides. RefSeq names its product RP9 pre-mRNA splicing factor. NCBI's taxonomy places the organism in Eukaryota, Metazoa, Chordata, Mammalia, Pholidota, Manidae. Gene Ontology annotation, biological process: RNA splicing. The record is from RefSeq and is a predicted model, not a curated record.